Messenger RNA from Alternaria alternata, 10777 nucleotides. RefSeq lists its product as hypothetical. The record is from RefSeq and is a predicted model, not a curated record. Lineage: Eukaryota; Fungi; Ascomycota; Dothideomycetes; Pleosporales; Pleosporaceae. Bases 466 to 10392 code for a protein of 3308 amino acids. The transcript has 3 exons.
AUCCGAUAGUGGCACUGGCCUUUGAGCCGUAAAGCCGUCAAGCCGCGCGGAGAAUUGGUGCUGUGACGAAAUUGAUGGAUUGCAGCUUCACUGCCGUCACUCUUCCUCCCUCUGCUCAUUUCAACUCUACCGUGGGUGGGCGAUUCUUGGUCUCAUUUCAGGUCGGGCCUUCAGCACGCGCAGCAGGUGACGUUAUCCCGGAAGCUUGGUCGAACCCGCAGCCAGUCCCUCCCGCCUUGCUCCAGCCACGCUGUCUAUCACCAUCGCUCCGGCUGUCAACCACCCCCUCAGUGCUGCAAUCGCGCACCACCCAGCCAGCAUCUUUGUCGCAGUGUCUGUCUCGGUAGACAUCCUCUCACCUCCCUGGAUUGCAUGCGCUGUAGGAUAUAGCUGGCUUUGGGCUCCGCCCUAGUAGAGCUAGAGUGGUGUGCAUAUCCUAUACCCCGACUUUGAUACUACUCCAGCAUGUCCGGCCCAUUCCGCUUCCAGGCGGAAGAAGCUAGGUCACCACUCGACCGGAGCGCGUCGCCCUUCUCCGCAGGCCAGCCCGUGUCAUUCAAGACCAACGUCAAUCGUGCCAAAACAAAGAAAUGGGUGCAGGCGAAGAAGAACGCCUAUGAUGGCGAUGACUGGGGCGACUAUGACGAGUACGAUGAAUACGGCGUUAACCAGGAGCCGCAACAGUCACAAGCGCCGGCGCAGCGAUACUAUGCCCAGCGUCUAGAGCAGCCGUCGCGCAGCUUCACCGACCCUUCGCAACAGGCGCCUCUCCCAAAAGGCCGGAGGAAUUCAUUCGAGCACGGAGAAGAACAGCGCGCCUUCUCCUCGACGAUACCACACCCCCAGCACAAUUACGGCCAACAGCAUGAAGAGCCACGGAUACAGACAGAUGUUGGUGGCUAUGGUCAGGGCUACGACACAGGAGAGAGAGGCGACUUCAGCCCUUCUGCCAUGCCCCCGCCCCUUCAGACACGCAUAUCACAGGUCCCUGCUGAUUUCACUCCACCCAUCAACACCCAAUUCCCUCCUCGCAAGAGCAGCAUAGGCCAGGGAGACAUGCCAGCGCCGACUUCCCCGCGAUCUCGUCAGGGCAGUCAAUCCGACAAGCCGCUGCCCUUCAUCAGGCCAGCGGACAUCUACAAGCGGCAUGAGGAGGAGCGGCAACGUGCUUCACUAGAAUCGUCGCGACCAAGUCUGGACUCCCUAUCUUCCCCAACACGAGACAACAUCACCUCUCCUACAGAAGGUGGAAGAUCGCUGCAGCCCAUGGAAACUGUUGCCGAGCGCAAGAGCGAGUACUAUCUGCCUGACUACGAUGCAGCAGCCCCGCACCAAGACAAACCGCAAUUCCACCAAGACCAGUCUCUUGUGUCACCCCAGGAUGACCAGGGCCUACGGUCCGUCGUCGACCAAGCCUUCACUCGCGCUGAUGAAAACCGCUCGGUUCCGCCAACACCCAUAUCAAACGACAACGAUUCGAGUUCGGACCUGUUGAGAAGCAAUACUGGGAGUACGUCGGGGAUCAGUCCAAUUAUGAGCCGCGUACCCAGCUCUGCAACGUCUGCACUGAGGAACCGUAACCAGGCCGAAGGUAGUACGCCCGCUAUUGCAGAAGAACCUAGUGAAACUACGACGCCCAUCACCCAGCCAACAUCCGCCAAUGUUAUCGAGCCAAUGCACCACGUUCCACGGAAACCCUCGCCAGGUCACAAUCGCAACUUCUCCAACUCUUCCAUACCGCGCAGCGGCCUUGCUACGCCCACACGUGGUGACAGUCCUGCUCGUUCGCCUGUCUUAGCACCGAGCAGGGACGUGCCCGAACCAGAAUCCGCUCUUGUUACAACGGAAAGCAACGAGACGUCCGACGCGAUGGAGGGCGGUCUCCAAGGUCCAUCCUCUGCCUAUGCUACUCGCGAAGCAGACAUCGCCACUGCCGCGAGAAACGGGCCAGACAAUGGUGCGUCCGAACUCGGUGCAGCAGAGCUUCGGUCACAAGACACCUUCCUGGAGUCGCAUAAUGCGCAAAGCCCUGUCGACGAUGUUUUGCCGCGCGAUCGCUCCGAGUCUCCAAGCAAAGGCCGUGUGCAAGCGUUGGCUGGUAAAUUUGGAGAGGUAGCUUCGUCAAGACGUGGCUCCACACAAUCUAAUCGCUCAAGGAAUAGUAUUCAGUCGUGGGAACGGAGCAAUGACAACUCACGUGCGGGGUCUCCAACGAAGACUACUCAUUCGAGACACAGCAGUCCUGUCAAAGAAUUCCGCCCUCAUCUACCAGGCCAAUGGGAAUCGUACGCAACCACGGCUAUGACACCCUCAGAUCACGGUGAGCAAGAUCGUGGAUUGAGCCUCGACACCAAUGGCUCAAACUCACUCAAUAAAACUGACCUCACGCCAACAACGCCCAAGCACCCAGUCGCUGGCGUAUCUGCAGCGGGAACGGACACGUCCGAUCCGAUUGCUGCACUGAGAGAUGCUGGAGCCGCCAUGGUCAAUUCUAUACGCACGACCCUGGGAGCUGAUGAUAAUAUAUCCGAAAACCAACAGCAGCAGGAACGUCGUACCGACCACGGCAACGUUUACCUCCCUAGACCCCUUCAGUUGGAUCGUACGAUCACUAGCAACUCAAGUGCACCACCAACUCCCCCUGCAAAGGAUACACCAGAGUCAGAAUUCCCGCCACCAGCACCUCUGAAAGACCGAUCCUCACAGCCCUUCGAGAGCCAGUUCAAGCGACCAAGUCUUGACCCCCAAUUGAGUACUGAUCCGUCAGCUGAAGACCAAGAAAGCGAUCGUUUGCGCAAGGAGAUUGUCGCAAGCCUCAGUCCGUUCAAGGCUCCAGCGUCACCGGCUAGUGAAGCCAAUCGAUCCUCGCUUGCGCCCGUUAGCCCCGGCGCCAAUCGUGCCAGCUCUAUACUGCCAAGUGAGUAUGACACCUACUGGGCGGAAGAAGACCGCGCUUCUCGUCGGUCUUCGCACGAGACUGCACAACACUCUCAAGAUCAGCCGUCGGGAAAGACAGUAUCUUUUCUACCUCAGUCUGAGGAGCCGACAAAACCGGUGAUACUCAACCGAUUCAGCUGGGAGGCAAGCAACUCGCAACUGCAAACACCAGAAGAGCAAGCACAGGAUGUGCCCGUAGCAAACCCUACAGAAGCAUCAACAGCAGCUGUAGUAUCCUCCCCAGUCGAGCAAGUUGCAGCUCAGGAACGCCAAGAGUCGUCUGAACCUCUUCCCGACUCAUACUUCGGCCCAGAUCACACUGUCACGGUCACUAAACCGGAUUCUAUUAGUCAUACUGAUAUGCCACCACAACCGUCUUCUCCGCCCGUUGAUCAUGCACGCUCACUUACGAGCCCAAUCACUAGCCCUACUCGAGAGGACACACGCUCGCCGGGACUUCAUGUUGUCAACACGGAGCUCAAUCCAGAAGCCGUGGAUCUCCCUCCACGCUUCAGUGCGGAUCAUGAACCAUCGCCGACACUCAAAGAGCCAGACUUGAGUGAAAAACAACAACUCGAGCAGCCCACGGAACAUCCUGCCAUUCUGCCACCCGUUAGGGAUCCCCCAGCGCCCAUUGCUGUGCAGGAUACUUCACCUAUGUCGCCAACCACAGACAAGCCUCUGGGCGCUCGAGAGAUUGCAACACUGGCUACAGCUGCUGAGCGAAUCGAUGCCUACAAUGGAACCCGAGAGUACUGGGCGAAGUAUGAUCAUGGCCUUAAUGACUGGUUACACUCUGCGCUCGAAGCGAAUCCUGAUCUUGCUAUUCAGAGCUACCCAGUACAGCGAGCCCCUACAAGCUCGGUACGUCAUAGGCAUACUGGUUCUCUGGCCCUAUUUGGAAAGCUUGGAGGAUCAAGCAGCCACGAUGUGAGCACUGAACAGCAUAACAAUGCUAGCGUGCCAGUCCCUGCGAUCUCAAGCUCCCCCACCACUGCCGCACCCGCUAGCUCAGGAUUUGGUGGACGAAUAGCAAAUCAGCAGAUGCAGCUCAAAGGCAAGGACCUGCUUCAUACCGCCAACGUAUUAGGCGGGAAGGGCAUGACUAGCGCUAAGGGAUUAUUUGCGAAAGGCAAGAGUCGCUUCGGCCGCGAAAAGACUUCUCAUGCCCGGGCCGACUCCGCGCCUUCUUCCCGCGAAGCCUCCGAAGAACCCGAACUUGUGACACGAAGAUCAAGAGCAUCGACAGGACUGAAUUUGAUACGUUCCAAAACAGAGAAGGAAAAAGAAAAGAGUGAGGAACCCCCAAACGAAGAAAAGAAAAAGCGUCGGUUCUCGUUCUCGUCACAAUUCCGCCGUGCCAGUCGCUCCAGAAGCAGACCGAAUAGUGUAGCUUUACCGAAAGAUACCCCAUCGGUCUUUAGCUCGACACCUAAGACCUCGCCUCCCCGUGAGCUCCAUCACUAUUUGAUGGGCGAACGUCGACCGCAUUCUUUCCAUGCACCAGACUCUUGGGUCGGCACCCCACCUACUGCGCUUAACGAGUACUUUAGUACUACGCCGCCACGUCGAAGCUCCUCACAACCGCGGUUAGGCAUAUUGCCCUCUCCAGCAAAGAGUGCUUUUUCGAAUCCGGACAGAGACACAGCGGACCAUGUCCCUCCUGUUCCUCCUAUUCCAAGCGAAGUUGCUACCAAGCACUAUCGACGCAGGUCCAGUCAGGAUAGUGCGAGUCAUCGGAUGCUGCAGUCCGUUAUUCGACACUCAACGCCUCCGAUCGUGCCCAACAGGCACUCCAUGCCUGCAGCAAUUACGAUAAAUUCGAAUAACGAGUAUCGCCCAGUAUUCGCAGAGGACGACCCCCCGUCCAGUGCUCAAGAAAGAGCUGAUGACUAUAAGAUAUUACUGCGUGCUCCAGAGGGAUCUUUCCAACCGGAUCUGCCCACAGCCGAAUCUGGUGAUCUUCGACGUGAUGGCUUCCAGUUUGACUUCAGUGAUGAAGCGUCGAAGAGGGUUGAGCAUGACGACAUGGAUGAUGACGAUCAACCACCGCAAUUGAACCAUGAUCCACUACCAGUGUCUUCGCAACUUGAUCUACAGCAGUCAUUCAGGUAUAGCAACAAGCACAUGGAUGUAAGCGAUGAGGAUAGUGAUAAGGAGCCCGUUCGUGGAAGGGGGUUGGCUGUCUUACCAAUGCUGGAAACGAAGCAAAAGCCCGAUAGUAUCAGUCCUGUGCUACCCCCUGUUGGGCCGUCUCCUGGUGCUGUGUCAAACAUUAAUGACAAAGCAAUGGGUAUCAAGGAUGACGAAGAUACCCAUGGAGCUGGAAUUAUCAAGUACGAGAAUACGCCUUUUGUUCUGAUCCCACAGCAACCAGACGCUGUCGUUGCAACUGAACGACCAUCUGCAGAUACCAUUGGCGCCCCAGGCUCUCGAGAAAACCCUCAAAGUCUUGCAAAACAUCCGUCGGUUGAGCUUGAAUACAACACGUCUAUUCGUGGGAGCUCACCUAUUCUGCCUCAUCACAGGAUCAACGAGAUUUCCAGCGCAGAGCGACAAAUUGGGUAUAGAGAUCGCGCCUCCGAUGUUGAAUCACCUACUCUUGGUCUUCUUGAUGAUACCUUUCGUACUGGUAAAGUCCGACGGAUUCCCUCAUCGGAGGCCGAGGUAAUUGUUGCGCGCGAUGCAACACCUGCAUCAGAUACACUCGUCGAUGACAAAGAUGAUCAAACUGCGUCAAAACUUGAGAAGACAGAUGCAGAGCGUGCCUUCAGCCCCGUGUGGUUUGCCAAGAGUGAUUUGCAGCUGCCCGACACGAACACACGGGGUCUCGGGGAUGCAGACGAACGCGCGCAAGCCUGUGCAGCGACGUUUGCAGAGGAACCCGGCGAGAACGCAAGGAGUCCACCAGAAACCAUUGGCGAGAUUGCAGCCCCAGCCCAGCAACAAAUACGAGGGCAUGGGGAGACUUCGCUUAGCGACACCCUUGCGGGGGCCAAUGCUGCAACUGCUGACAGCGACACCUCGACGCGCCGCGUCUCUACGCCGCCUUCUCGGGGCGUCAACGCCGUUGAAGGAUAUCCCGCAUCUGAUCUGGUCGAUACAUCAUGGGACCACAGACACUCCACAAUUGAACCGCGCGUUGAUACAGACGAUUCUGAUAAGAUGAGAGAUGAAAGCGACCGCGUAACGCCCGUUGCGCAGGUUCCGCGCAUCACCCAGAAUGGCCCCGAGACACCCAAGGCUGAAGAACCGCACGACGAGAUUUCUCAUCCCACAAUGUCAAAUGGCUACUUCCGUGGCCAGGGCAACUUUCCAGACUUCAAACACCAAGCACAUCAACUGCAGGUCUCGAACAAUGCUACAACAGCUCCAGAGCGGUCAAGGUCCAUGCUCUCGCAAAUAUCUGCCAUGGUCUCAGACGACGGCAACAAUCCAUAUUCACAGACAUCUACUGGAAGAUCUACCCCGUCUACCAUUCGUCGAAUGCAACCAGACUCUACCAUGAAGCCUUCGGCGGCUCCACCACAGAUCCCUGAGGAAGUUUUAACGUCAUAUGGCGAUCAUACAGCGAAUGGCAGAGAUGAUGACUUCGAUCUUUAUGCAGAUCACAACGGAGUUGUCAAGGAUGUGCAAGACAAGAGUGGCCGGCCGUUGCGGCUUGCAGAUCUCCAAGUACCAGGAACAGCGCCACGACCACAGCCAUCAAGAUCUUCAACCUCCGACAUUGGGAGUGCACCAGCAUCUCGUGAUGGGGAGCAUCCAAGAUAUAGUUUUGAAAGGCCAAUGAGCUUCGUUUCAGGGCCUGAAGACCAGGAUGGUAAACCUCAAGACCAGAUCAACCAGGCCGCAGCCUCGAACGCAAUGCAGGUGCUACCAGCUCCUGAGCAGCACCGACAUCAACCACAACAAUCACGAAAUAUGGAGACAGUGUACUCGAUGAACCCGCCAGCAAGCAUGGCUCCGCCAUCAGAUCAAAUCACAUCGCGGUACCAACCAGUGCCUGCUCCAGGACCAAGCCCGUCGAAAAACAUUUUCCACGCUGUCAAGUCAAUCAAUCCUGGAAGCAAGACGAUUCAGCCAGCUAUUGACUCUUGGCGACCCUCGGGCGAAUCCGUUUCCCAGCAGGUGCUCUCUGAGAAUCCUAAUGUCAGUUACCAACCACCACCGACCAAUCAACCCUCAGACCAUAUGUUGCAUGAGCCGCAAAGGAGACCGAUGAUUCCCGGUCAACCAGUUUCGCAGGAUGCUCAGAGUUACCCGCAGGCACAAGUGGGAUCCCGUGAGAUUCAGGCGCAUACGCAGGGCAGUGUACCAAGGAACCAGUUUGAACAUCAUCAGCAGAUGAUGCAGAGGCAAGCACAAUACCCUCGACAUCAAGAUGCAGAGUUCAGACCACCUACUACUCGUUCACAUCCGUCUGCCGAACAAGUACCAAGACAACAAGAGAAGCCAUCGAAACCCAGACUUUCAUCCAUGUUUAAGGGCCUUGGCGGGAAAACCCAAGCAAAUUCUCAGCACCCGCCGAGCACUAGCAACACCACCAUGCUUUCGGAUUCCAAGCCCCUUCCACCCAAUCCCAGCUAUAGUGCUCCGGUUCAGUCUGUAAUGGAUAGGUUCACACGACCUAGAGAGGCGUCCAAAGAGAGACCUGCUGAACAGCCCAGGUCUUUCGUGCCACCCAAUCGCCCAAGUAUGGGUCAGCAACCGCAGUUCAUCCAAACCCCAUUAGUGGUACCUUCGACCGACUUGCAUCGUGAUGCAAGGGUGCCCAUGACAUCUGGUGCCUCAAAUGGUUUUCCACCUCUACAACCACCGUCCAUGCCCCAAGCCCAGGCUCAGUCGUACCAAGUAACCCAGUCAGGAACACCAGAAAAUGGAAAGAAGAAAAGGUUUUCUGGAUUUGGAGCUUUGUUCAAUCGAGGUGGUGUGAGCGGCGACGGGCCGGCUGCGAAGUCCAAGUUGUCAAAAGAAGGAAAGAAGGCACAGAAGGCUCAACGGAGCUCCUCUGUCCCUCCUGUUCAACCUCCACCAUCUCAAUGGCUGCCUCAACAACAGCAAACAUAUAAGCCACAACAGUCCGGUUUGGCAUAUUAUCCUCCUGGACAACUGCCGCCACAUACUGUGCGUAAUGAGCCACCCAUGGGUCCAAAGCUAGGGUUAUCUCAGCCAGCACCACAUAUGAAUUCUCAAGGACCACCUCAACAGUAUCAACAGGUGCAAAAUAUGCCGCCGGCACGGAAAUCGAUGUCCAAUACGCGUCCGGAAGAAGGCUCUGCAUUCCUCAAGACAAAGCAGCUAGCGAUGGAACACCAAGCUCGGCAGAGUAGUUUGCAGUCACACCACCCUCUUGCUUCUAAUGCUGGCAAUGCAGCACAAUCAUCAAGCCGAAUGUCUGAAAGCACUGUUCCCCACAUGCGUCAUCCAAGCUCGGGUCCUCCUAUUGGUGGAUACUACAAACCUCAAGCUGAGCGACCUUCAGCUGAACAGGGAGCCUACGCAGCUUCUUUAGCUGCGCGGCAACAAGCAGAGCAGCACAAACAGCAGCAGAUACCUCCACAGGGAGCCUAUGAGGUAUCGCAGGCUGAGCGACAACAGGAGAGGCAGCAGUCUGCGGGAAGGCAAAGUGUUCAUAGGGAUCCUCGUCAUACUCAGCAAUCGGAACGGCAAACACAUCCUGGCCCGUCGCCAGAGCAACUCGCUCACCAGGCCUGGCUUGCACAACGCGAGCAACUACGGCAACAGGGGAGACUCACCAACGAACACGAUCGGUCAUCGCUGAAUGACGAUGCGCGAGUCCAGCAACUGCACCUACAACAGCAGCAAGACCAACACAUGGAACAACGGCAGCCGAACAAUGCCCAACCUCUUCCCUACCAUAACGCGUCCGAACCCAGACUUCAACACUCUUCUCAAGAAGCUGUUCCUAUUUCUCCACCACCUGUUUCUCCUAUGCAAGAGCCCAGAUAUGACGCACCUCCGAUACCAGCCGCGUAUAAUCCUGUUUCUGGGGCUUUUAUAUCCCCACUUGACCGGGAGCAGCAGCCCAUACCAAAUCAAUUUCAUCGUCAAGAUUCGGAACCUAGAAUGCAAACGGUAUCGCCACAGAUAUCUGCACAGUCUCCAGCUCCUCCCAACGGUCGAUCACACUCAGAUGCAAGCACUAUGUCUCUAGUAUCGCCAAUCUCAAACUCACCAGCCUUACUUAAUUCUUCUCCACCUCCUGUUGGGCAGCGUUACCAGAAGCCAAGGAUGAGUAGUAUCUCCGAAGUACAUCAACAAGACCGCCCAUGGCACCUCAACUUCCCAGAGGGCGCCACUGAACAGGAGAUUGUUCGAGCACGUCAGGGACAAUACAUGCAAGAGCGCUUCACUGCUCAACAACAGCAACAGGCUGAGAGAGCUGCUAGCUCACCAUCGCCUCGUGCAUCGCCGGAACAGAUGACGCCAACGACUGUGCCUUCACAUGCUCAAUCACAGGGCGGCGGUUUCAGAGAACUUCUACCCCGGCACUCUUCACAGCCUGAUCCAGAAUCACAGGUUACACAGUCUAGUCACGAUCUGCAGCCCAUGGUCCAUCGCGAUGCAACUCCUGUACAGCCCACGCCGAUACGUCCUGGACAAUCUCCACCACCCGCAGCGUACCCUCUCCCCAUGUCGCCUGACCCGACGCUAAUAGGUAGUCCUGUGAAUCCCACCGCAAGCGGUUUACCGCCACCUCCACCCCCGAAGGUCGCCCACAGCCCUGUGCGGCCUGGAUUUGGCAGUACGCAACCAUUUUCAUUCGAGAAUCAACGACAACAGUUCCAUCAUCCCUCGUCUCGAGAUGAUGGAUAUGGUUCGUCACAAAGGGUCGUGCCACAGUAUGACGAGCAGGUACCAGAUGAAGCUCCACCGUCGUACGAUGGUCUCGGUGUACCCAACGACGGAAUGAACAAGAGUCGUCCAGAAGCACUUCGACCACCUAACAUCACGACGAAUCUGGAGUAUGAAUCACGCGGCCGACAACCAGGAUCUCGACCACGUCAACCAUCGAUUGGUAUCCUGCAGCACCCACAACCAGCCUCGAUGGCUGCAUCACCCCAACGCACGUCACCGGACAUGGGUGCCGAGUCUCUGCGUCGCCAGCUUCUGCAGCAAGAAAAUCUCGCACACAUGGAACGCGUCCAGCGCGAACAAGAGCAGCGCGAAAGACAUGAACGUGAGAGGCUAGAGCGCGAGGCUGCAAGGGCAAGAGCCAGAGAGCUUGAACGGAGUGCAUCUGGUGGCGGACAGGUCCCCAGCCUAAGGAGCGUUGGUGGUAGUACUACUGGGGGACCUUCAGGCUGGGAGAGACGCGGAAGUUAUAGCAGACCGGUGUUUGAGUUGCCUGCUGUUGAGGAUGACGAACCCACUAUGAAGGCGACUAGCUACCCUGGACAGGAGUGGGUACCGCCUAUGUGGGAUGGUGACUGAGCCCUACGCCCUAAUUCGCCCUUUUUCUUUUCUCCACAAUCGUCUCAGUCGAGUUUCCACUAUCUGUCAUAAUCCCUAUUCAUAAUUCCUUGGAAGCGAUAGGGUCUCGUUUUUCCUUUUCGCGUAUACCACCACAUCAUCGCAUCUAGGUCUAUCUACGCGUUUUGAGCAAAUUUGGAUACCCCAAUCGUUUCUUUCUGUACACAUCGGACAGUUUCGGUCUUAUUUUUCCUAUGAUUGUACGGUUCCUGUGUUUAGAUGUUUAAUCGUGGCCGAACUCAUAGGCUGAUUUGAAGUUGGGCACAACGGUGUCAGUCUCGUAUAUAUGUCCCCGUAUUUAGUAAUGUAAUUUGCUAUACCAUAAGCAAGAUUUACUCAGCAAUAC